GGAGGACCCCACUCGGCCUGCACAGGUAUGGUGGAAACGACCGUGGACCUCAUGCCCUACCUGCAGGCCAAGCACCCAACGUCGUCACUGGGACCUGCCGGGCCUCGGAAUGCCCGCCCCCUGGGCUGACAGAUACCUCCAGCGGGUGCUGCUGGGCCGACACGACUUCCUCACCGUCACGUCCGAGUGCUCCACCGCCAGCUGGGCCCUGCAGCAGGGCAAGCGCUUCUACUGCGUCCACGCCAAGGACAUAGGUGCCUCCCGCAGCCGCCACCCCAGCACCUUCUCCGAGUGGAGCAUGCUCAGCCAGAACCGGGAGGACUGUGGGCAGCGGCUGGAAGGCAUCUCACCAAAGGCCGGUGCCUUCCAGUGA
Messenger RNA from Choloepus didactylus (southern two-toed sloth), 373 nucleotides. RefSeq names its product interferon-inducible GTPase 5-like. The transcript is spliced from 2 exons. The record is from RefSeq and is a predicted model, not a curated record. The coding region runs from base 110 to 373 and encodes 87 amino acids. NCBI's taxonomy places the organism in Eukaryota, Metazoa, Chordata, Mammalia, Pilosa, Megalonychidae.